This is a messenger RNA of Penicillium roqueforti, 1641 nucleotides long. RefSeq names its product MDR family MFS transporter. Gene Ontology annotation, molecular function: transmembrane transporter activity. The transcript is spliced from 3 exons. Gene Ontology annotation, biological process: transmembrane transport. The record is from RefSeq and is a predicted model, not a curated record. NCBI's taxonomy places the organism in Eukaryota, Fungi, Ascomycota, Eurotiomycetes, Eurotiales, Aspergillaceae. Bases 1 to 1641 code for a protein of 546 amino acids.
AUGAGUGUAGACAAUCCGACGCCGAGUGAUAGCGUGCUCGAAAGUCAAACCCCAGAUCGUGUGGACGAAUCAAUCAUCAAAGCUGCGGAUGCCGAGAAGGACGCAGCCCCACGCCGAGAAAUUGUAGGCCUCCGCUGGCUGCUCGUCUGCAUUGCUGUUUUCUCAGCCAAUCUGCUCUAUGGUUUGGACAAUACCAUCGUGGCAGACAUCCAGGGUCCCAUUGCGGGUGACUUUGAUGAAUACACGCGGCUGGGCUGGCUCGGGGUGGGCUUCACUUUGGGAUCGGUGGUUUUCAUUCUCCCACUGGGAAAAGCUUACGCCAUCUUCGACACGAAAUGGCUCUUUCUCGGUUGUUUGACUAUGUUUGCGGCCGGUAGUGCCCUCUGCGGUGCUGCCCCCAGUAUGAAUGCCAUCAUUGUCGGGCGUGUGUGGGCGGGAGCCGGAGGAGCGGGCAUGUAUCUGGGGAAUCUGAAUCUGAUUACUAUCCUGACCACCCCUACGGAGCAGCCUGUGUAUGUGGGUCUGGUUGGAUUGAUCUACGGCACCGGCUGUAUUCUGGGUCCCAUCAUUGGCGGUGCUUUUUCCGAUAGUUCAGCUACUUGGCGAUGGUCAUUUUAUCUCAAUCUGGUCAUUUUCGGAGUCAUGUCGCCCAUCUAUGUUUUCCUCUUGCCUUCCUUGCCACGUCCAGCGGGCGAAGGCCGCAGCUUCAUCAAGAAGCUUGUGGAGCUGGACUGGGUGGGAACUCUCCUGUCCGCGGGCAUGCACAUCUCCAUUAUCUUGUUCAUCGUAUUUGGUGGUGUCGAAUGGUCCUGGACGGAUGGGCGGAAUAUCGCGCUGUACGUGGUCUCCGCUGUCUGCACUAUUGCCUUCGUGCUCAGCCAGUACUAUUGUGUGGGGACCGACAAACAAAACCGACUGUUCCCCUGCGAGUUCUUGCGGAACCCUACAAUGCUCCUCCUUUACGUCAUAAUGGCCUGUGGCGGUGCCUCGCUCUUCGUGGCGGUUUACUAUAUCCCACUUUACUUCCAGUUCAUCCAGGGUGACUCCGGCAUCAUGUCCGCGGUGCGGCUGUUGCCGUUCGUCUGCUUCUACGUGGCUACAAUUCUGCUUUGUGGUUGGGUCAUGCCCAAGACUGGCUUCUUCAUCCUCUGGUACCUGGUCAGCGGCAUCUUUAUUCUCAUUGGAGCCGUGUUGAUGUACACUGUGAAAUUGGGUACCAGUCCCUCCAGCAUCUACGGGUACUCUAUCCUGAUGGGGUUGGGCAUGACCACCACGCAGGCCGCCUAUGCGGUUGGACCGACCAUUGUGAGCCCCGAUCGGGUGGCCGAGUGCCUCCAGUUCAUGAACAUCGGCCAGGGCCAGAGUCAACUGUUGGGAUUGGCUAUUGCAAGUGCCAUUUUCCAGAGUAAGACCCUCACCGGGCUUACUACCCUCUUGGGAAACAAAGGAUAUUCACAUGCGGACAUCCAGGGUGCGGUUGCUGGCGCUCAGAGUACCCUGAUGGAGCGGCUGCCCCAGGCCUUGAAGACAGAAGCUCUGGAAGUGAUUGUGAAUUCGAUUAGUGAUGUCUACGUGAUGGCGAUUUCGGCGGGGGCUCUCUACGUGGUUGCAUCAUGUCUGUUGCCUCGCCGUCGGUUCUAG